Megalopta genalis is the source of this 2070-nucleotide messenger RNA. RefSeq lists its product as uncharacterized. Lineage: Eukaryota; Metazoa; Arthropoda; Insecta; Hymenoptera; Halictidae. The record is from RefSeq and is a predicted model, not a curated record.
GCAGCCAGUCCAAAGGCCAGAUGUGGCGGCGGCUCUAGUCGCACGCGUGCGAGAGAGACGAUCCAGACACACGAAACGGCACGGAACGAUAUACGAUAUACGAAACGAGGCGCGUACAGGCUCGCGGGUACACGAAAAAAAAUUUAGAAAAACACGGCAUUCGUCCACAGACGUCCACGAACCGGAAGAGACGCGCGCACCGAUCGGCAGAGCCCAGAUCUUAUGGUUUCGCAGAGCGAUCGCCUGGCGAGUCUGCGAGAGUUCGUGCUCGAAUUUUCUCGGCGAGAGGAUUAACGAGAGAGAGAAAAAGAAACCGAGAAAAGGAGAGAGAGAAAGAGAAAAAGAACCAGGGGUUGGUAAACGGUUCCCUGUCGAGAGGAAGAACCCGCGCACCCUUUGGUGGCUCGCGCACCCUGGUUCGCAUCGAGUCCUCCCGAGAAUAGUCGCACGAAGCCGAGAUUCGAGGUGAUCGAGUGGUUUGUUGUGGAAUACGUGCAGCUCCGAACCAUCAGCCCCCGCGGGAGUGGUGGUUCGAAGGGGUAUUCGUCGAACAGUGACGCUCCUAGGCCUGUCCCCUAGAGCAGAGCUAGAGGAGAGGAGAGAGAGAGAGAGAGACCUCCGAGGUCCUCGCAGUGCAUCGAUCAUUGUCACGGAGUGAGACACCCCCGGAACAUGUCCGGAAUCCGGAUCAACGUGGAGGAGGCCUCAAACGACGGUCGCGAGGACUUCGUUCGAGACAUCGAGGCGACGGCGGCUACGACGGCGGUAGCGGGCAGCCCGCUUUCCUGGCACAUCCCAAGGCCGUCCUUGGUCGGCCGAAGCGAGAGGGACAGUGAGAAUGGUAGCUGGGCUCAUCAUCUGCACCCGAACUCGCCUUCCAGGGGAUCCACCUCGUCCCAGGGAUCCACCGCCAGCACACACAGCGCCGCGUCGGGCACGUUGCUAUUGACAGCCGCGAAUCUGGCUAAUCUCGCGGCUAUUCAUCCGCCCACGGUGACGGCGCCAAAACAGACGGACACCGCCUCUGUGGCCAGCAGCACUCACUUCACGGUUGUGAACGGUCUAGGCAGACCGACCACCGUCUACAGGAAGUCCUGCUGCGCGAGGAACCAGCUCACCGUGCUCGUCUGCACGAUGAGCUUCCUAUUCAUGGUUGGCCUGCUUCUCGGUAUCCUCUUCAUGGAGAUGAGAGUUCGGGACAAGUACCACUAGGCCGUAGCCAAGGAUAGGAGUCGGGCGACCAUUGGUGUCCUGGGAGCCUAGGCGCGAGGCGGAAGAACGUGGACAACGAAGACAAGGGUGGGCCGUGAUCGCGAAGAGACGCGGAUGAACUGAGACACCGAAACGUCCCCGAUCACGAGCGACCGGGUUGCUUGUAUUCACGCUGUACAUGUAUAUUCUGACCAGUUAGACCGUUAGGGUAGAGCUCACAAUUAGAGAUAACGUAUCAAAGGCUGUAUUGCACCGUGACCGGCGUGCGGUACGUGAAAACUCAGUAAUUACAUUGAUGUAAUGAACGUAGUUUUAGAAAGCGGAUCGCUCGGACGCGAACCUAUCCCGUUUGGGGCGCUCGAGCUUUCCUCGCGGAGGUCCACGAGGACCCCCGACCUUCGACGAGUAUUGUAGAACCUUCGUUUCUCUAUGUUUCUUCUGUUUUUCUCUUUUCUAUGACGGCGAUUCGACGCCUGCGUAGGCUGUAGCUUUUUUCGUUUUCGUUCGGACCGGUUCUCCCUGGUCUCGCGAACGAUCCUCGGGAUCGUGGACAGAGCUUGAAGCGCGACCGUAGCGAAUCGAUAGUCUCUAGCUUCCCGUCUCGUUUCCUUCAAUUUUCAAAUUCACUUUCCAGGUUUCGAGGAAACAUCGUAGAAAUAUCGUACAGAAAAUUGACAUCUUAAAUUUGACGUUAAAAGCACCUUUCCAUCGACUCCUUUUAAAAUCAAGUAAAAUCCUCGAUUUUGAUGAUUGAUAUUUAACACUGAAACUACCAAAAAAUUCGUCAAAAUGACUGGUUUGCGAUAUUUUUCUUUUACAAUUCCUAUAUGAUAAUAUAAAAGUGUUUUUGUCAGAAAU